AUGUCGCUUCACAGCUCCGCAACCACCAGCAACAACCACGUCAGCCACGACCAAAAGCCGUCGACAAGCGUCUUCGUUUUUCAGCUCGAGUGGCUCUGGAUCGAUAGUAUUCCGUACGAGGGAUCACUGACCUUCAAUCAUGAUGUUAAGGUUGCACAAACGGCAGAAGAUCUUCUCCUAUAUUACCUCUUGAGAUGGCGCCAGAGCUUCAGCUCCAUCCCACCUCCUCCUUCACCCCCGUGGCUCUAUCCUUCAGCCAUGGCACUGGCCGCCGCAAAAGUGACACCAGCAACUACCCCAUCCACCUCGACCGUUGAGGCUGUCGACCCGAGGUUUAUUCUACAAAACCUCGCCGCCAAUGGCAUAACUGUCAAAGACCCAUCGAACGUAAAAUUGUUCGCGGCGGCCUCUGAGCUCAGCACCGGAAAGCUCAAUAGAGACGACUUUCUCGAUAUUUGCUUGCCACUUGUAGCACCUAUCCUGGGGAUUAAACCUCUUCUCGAUGUGACGGAUAUACUGCAGAGCCUGGCAGACGACAUCGCAGAAAAUGCAAAACAGCUCAACAAUAUAGCUGAAGCCGAUGUCCUGCGGCAGCGGUAUCUUGGAGUAUUCGAGACAGCAAGAGAUCUGGAGCCGGAAUCGAUCCGCAUCGUUGUUGCCGUCAAAGAAGUGUUGGAAGACACUUUCGACGACCAUGAGGUCACUUAUCUCCAAGCCGACUCAGCCUCCAUCCGAGACUUCCUGCGAGAGGAAACAGUGCCAUUCCUCGGGGAGGUGGAAAAUAGAGGAGUCAGCAAUGUUCCGAUUGAUCAUAUCCGCCGCAAGAGAAACGAGCUGAAGGCACAGAUCGAGGUGCAGCGCAAGAAUGUGAACGUCCAUUUGCAGCGCGUCGAGCGUGGCAUCGACAAUUUGACAGACGGAACCUACUACAUCAAGACGAACCAUCUCCCUCGCUAUGCAGCCGCGGCAGCGUUAGAAAUCCUUCUCCGUGGCUAUUAUGUCCUGCUCGGAAGGCUGGAUAAGGAAGACAUCAUGAUCGAAUCUGAUUCUCAGAAUCUGAUGUUGCUGGCGAAAGAGCGCGUAGAAGUCAUGCAAUCACUCCUGGAGCAAUACAAGGAUCGCCGAGAAAGCCUGUUGACGACCGAAGCAUUGCAUGAAGAUGACUUCAUUGCUCGCACGUUCAAAUACUACAUCAACGAUGCAGGCUCUCCAAACGACAUCCUAUGUCCACGUAUCCGGCUCGCAGACCUCGAUCUCCUAGUCUCGAAGCAUAGAGACGUUCAAGUUUCCACACAGGAAGACGGAACCUUCAUUUAUCGAUACGAUAGCAUCACUCGUUCACAUGAGCGUAAUAAAACCCGCAUCUGUGGAGACAGCCUGUCUAGCAUGGCUCGUACUGACAUCCGCACGUUGCUCAAGCCCGACGGCCUAGUCUGGCGAAACCACUUCCAGCCACAUGUGGACCGCAUCGAGAUGAUCUUGCGUGCUAUCCUGGGCCCACAACGGCUAAAGGAAGCUUCUCUCACGAGCGAGCGACUUUCCAAAUGGCCAAAGACUGUCCCGCUCUCACGCUUCAGACCGGAACACUGGGGCGACUCGAUUCCACAUUUCAUGGAUGCUGAUAAAAAGAUGUACUACAUGAUAUAUCAUAUUGCCGGUUGGAAGGUCGUCGGAGAGUUUCGUGAGGACGCCAGCUGGAUUGCCUACCCCAAGCAAACCUGUUCUGGGCCCAAGGUCUUUCACCCCGGAGAAGACGACUACUACCGGUGCGAAAUUCUCGUUGAUGUUGGAAACUGCGAAUGGGUGCCAGUCACCGAUGGCAACCCUCCUAAAAGGGUGGUUGACAUGGGCGAAAACGAGCAAUCGAUACCUUUCCUCAUUGGCAAGAUCUUCUACGACGAAGGUGACCAGAGAAAUCUUUCCAAUGCCGCUGAUGUCCACUAUACUAUGGAGGGGGAUGACCUCAAGACUCUGAGGUGGUCUGUCGCAGCAUAUCCGGACAAUGACGAGGUGAAGACGAGCACGAACUACCAUGUCUUGUGCUACGAAGAGGAUCAUUUAGUGGCGGGAAUGUCGAGUCUUCAUCUUCCGGAUCCAACGCUGAAAGUUACGUAA
Messenger RNA from Cladophialophora carrionii CBS 160.54, 2115 nucleotides. RefSeq lists its product as uncharacterized. The record is from RefSeq and is a predicted model, not a curated record. NCBI's taxonomy places the organism in Eukaryota, Fungi, Ascomycota, Eurotiomycetes, Chaetothyriales, Herpotrichiellaceae. The transcript is spliced from 4 exons. Bases 1 to 2115 code for a protein of 704 amino acids.